Messenger RNA from Hordeum vulgare subsp. vulgare (domesticated barley), 560 nucleotides. RefSeq names its product vegetative cell wall protein gp1-like. The record is from RefSeq and is a predicted model, not a curated record. Lineage: Eukaryota; Viridiplantae; Streptophyta; Magnoliopsida; Poales; Poaceae. The transcript has 2 exons. The coding region runs from base 128 to 508 and encodes 126 amino acids.
ACCCCCACGCUUCCACCCACUUCCCCCGUUUUCCCUCACACUGGCGGCGGCUCGGCCCCCCAUCGAGCCAUCCGGCGCCCCACAACGGCCACCGACCGUCGCUAGCCCUUCCUUCCCCACCGGCGCCAUGUGGCCCCUACGCACCGCCACCGGCCACCUCGACGUCGGCCCCCGCCGGCCACCCUCCUCCGCGCCACCGCGUCCCGUGAACCACGGCUCGCCCAGCUGUUGCUCGUCGCCCUCCUCCGCCUCCCCAUGCCUACAGCGCCCCGGCCCCGCAUCCACUACCUCAAACCAGUGCCGACCGGUGCUGCCGGCCACUACAACGCCGGCGCCCUCUAGACGCCUCCACCGUCGGUCACCUCCUCCCAUGCCCCGCCGGAUCUCCCCCGAGCCACUCCUCGACUACAACAUUGACCCCGAGACCGAUGAUGAUCCGGUGAUCGACUACUUCUCGGUCGAGGAUCCGUUUUGUGUGCAGAGCAACGAGGCAAGCAAACCCCCUUGAUCAUUCCUAUAUCGCCUAUUCUUUGUCCCUCAUGCUUGCAUUAGAAUUUUGC